Ochotona princeps (American pika) is the source of this 1557-nucleotide messenger RNA. RefSeq names its product pyrimidinergic receptor P2Y4 (gene P2RY4). Gene Ontology annotation, cellular component: plasma membrane. Gene Ontology annotation, biological process: transepithelial chloride transport; G protein-coupled receptor signaling pathway. The record is from RefSeq and is a predicted model, not a curated record. Gene Ontology annotation, molecular function: G protein-coupled purinergic nucleotide receptor activity; G protein-coupled UTP receptor activity. NCBI's taxonomy places the organism in Eukaryota, Metazoa, Chordata, Mammalia, Lagomorpha, Ochotonidae.
AUGAGGUUAGAAGAGCUUCUAGAGACCUCUUGCAGGGUCUUUCAACCUGAAUGCCCGCUGGUUGUGUCAGGAAAGGUGGUGCUCUCCCACUGGCUGCUGAUAGAUAAAUGGGGAUGCUCAGGACAGGGGAUGCAGCGCCUGGCAUGGGAUGGAAAUAGGAGGAUUGAAAUCUUACCUGGGGAGAGAGAUGAAAUUCACAUCAGCCUCAGCUCUGAGUGCUAUGCUUACCUCCCCAGCCUCUUAUACCCACAGUGUGCUGAGUGUUUAGAUUGGCGGGGGUCUGAGGAGAAGAGCUCCAAUGAAACAGCAAACAUUGCAGGAAAACGGUCAUCAAGACAUUUAUCAAUAUCAGAUAUAAGGAGCCAGGAAGGAGAGGACCGGAAAACAUGGGGGCUUGUGAGAGUCAGGGCUCUGGAGGCAGCAAAAUCCAGCUACCUUACUUUUUCUCCCCCCAGAGGGACCACGAGCAGUGUGGAGUUCUCACUGUUCUGAUCCCUGGACCCCAACCCAGGUCUCGGUGAUGGUGAAGUGGAGCUAGACUGCUGGUUUGAUGAGGAGUUCAAGUUCAUCCUGAUACCUGUGAGCUGUGCAAUUGUCUUUGUGCUGGGCCUGGGCAUCAACACCCCGGCCCUCUGGCUCUUCCUCCUCUGCCUCCAAUCCUGGGAUGCAACAGCCACAUCCAUGUUCCACUUGGCUUUGUCUGACACCUUGUGUGUGCUGCCGCAGCCCGCCCUCAUUCACUACUAUGCAGCCUGCAACCAUUGGCCCUUUGGCACCGGCUUCUGCAAGUUCAUGCGCUUCCCCUUCUACUGGAACCUCUACUGCAGCAUUCUUUUCCUCACCUGCAUCAGUGUGCAUUGCUACCUGGACAUCUGCCACCCACUGUGGGUACUACACUGGGACCACCUUUGCCUGGCAGGCCUUCUCUGCCCGGCAGUUUGGUUGGUCAUGGCUGGUUGCCUUGUGCCCAACCUCUUCUUUGUCACAACCAGCACCAGUGGAGCCAGCAUUCUGUGCCAUGACACCACUUGGCUGGAGGAGUACGGCUACUACGUACACUUCAGCUCGGUAGUCAUGGGGGUGCUCUUCGGCUUGCCUUGCCUGGUCACUCAUGCUUGCUACAGGCUCAUGGCCCGGCACCUGUAUCGGUCCUUGCCUGGGGCUGCCAAUUCAGCUUCUCAGCUCUGUUCUCUAUGCACCAUCGCAGUGGUACUGACCGUCUACUGCUUCGUGCCUUUCCACAUCACCUGCACCAUUUAUUACCUGGCAAGAUUGGCAGAGGCUGAUUGUUGGGUGCUGAACAUUGUCAAUGUGGUCUAAAAAGUGACUCAGCCCCUGGCCAGUGCCAAAAGCUGCCUGGACCCUGUGCUCUACCUGCUCACUGGGAACAAAUACCACUGUCGCUUCCGGCAGCUCUGCAGCACUGGCGGACCCCAGUCACCCCCAACGACUGCUUCUUUCCUGGCGCUGGUGUCCCUACUUGAGGAGAGCACCUGCAGGUGGCCAGCCACUUCCCAGGAUGGCUGCUGCCUUGCCCCUGGGGAUGGCAGAUCAUAA